Messenger RNA from Daldinia loculata, 1502 nucleotides. Its product is annotated as BAR domain-containing protein. Gene Ontology annotation, molecular function: protein binding; lipid binding. Bases 358 to 1143 code for a protein of 261 amino acids. The record is from RefSeq and is a predicted model, not a curated record. Gene Ontology annotation, cellular component: actin cortical patch; Rvs161p-Rvs167p complex; mating projection tip. The transcript has 5 exons. Gene Ontology annotation, biological process: plasma membrane tubulation; actin cortical patch localization; endocytosis. Lineage: Eukaryota; Fungi; Ascomycota; Sordariomycetes; Xylariales; Hypoxylaceae.
GUACCUGACGCAACCAGUAGACCGGGUGCCGACUAGCCGUAUCUUGUGGCGCAGUUAAUUCGCUGACGUAGGAUGGAUUCAGGUUCCCAUCAUGAAUGAUUGAAUUCUAUGGAUGUACAAAUGCUCAGCCACGACAGCCUGCGAUCAAUUGUCACCUAAACCAACCAAACCAUCCUACAAACACGAUUCGGAUUCGUCAAUCCUUCUUCAAUUCUACCUCACCUUUAAUAUCAAAUCGACAACUCCCAAACAAUUCUAAUUCUCCUACCAUCUAGACCACAAUUGCAUAUCUAAAUUCUGACUAUUCGUUAUCGCCAAUACAAAUAGUACAGAGCAGAACGAAGCAAAGUCGCAAGCAUGUCGUGGGCAGGAUUCAAGAAAAAUGUCAAUCGUGCAACGACCCAGGUGAUGAUGAAGACGGGCCAUGUCGAAAAGACAAACGAUCGUGACUACGAAGUCGAGGAGCGACGAUUUCGGACAAUGGAAGCUGCUUCGCUACGUCUUCAGAAGGAAGCGAGAGGAUAUUUGGAUUCGAUACGAGCGAUGACUGCCUCUCAAAUGCGCAUAGCCGAGACGAUAGAUGCCUUCUAUGGUGAUGCCGGAGCUAAGGACGGUGUUAGCAGAAGCUACAAACAAGCCGUGGAAGAUUUAGAUACAGAAACCAUAAAAGCGCUGGACGGUCCGUACAGAACAACAGUACUAGAGCCUAUCACUAGGUUCUGUGCAUAUUUCCCUGACGUCAAUGAAUGUAUCAAGAAGCGUGGCCACAAACUGCUCGAUUACGAUGCGCUACGAGCGAAAGUCAAGAAAUUAGCCGAGAAGCCCGAUAAGGAUGUAACAAAACUUCCACGCACAGAGAAGGAGAUGGAGAUCGCCAAGGCUGCCUACGAACAACUCAACGAACAGCUAUCCACUGAGCUACCUCAGCUUAUCGACCUUCGAGUACCCUACCUCGACCCCAGCUUCGAAGCCCUCGUCAAGAUCCAACUCCGAUUCUGUGCUGAGGCUUAUAGUAGAAUGGCUCAAGUUCAACAGUACUUGGAUGCGGACACUAGGGAGCAGUACGCCCAAGGUCAACUGGACUCGAGAGUGGAGCAAGUAUUGCAAGAGAUUCGGGAACUCAGCAUCAGCGGCACAGUAUAAGAACCUCAUUACUGUUAGGUACAAAUACGCGGAGUUAGACGAAAAAAAAGAGGCUUUCAUUAGGCGCGGUGCUUCUGGUCUGGGCUGGCAUUUUCAUAGGUAGGGCACUCUUAGGACAAGCCGCGGCACGAUUCACGGGUUCAUGUUAGAUACCGAGCAGGACGACGGGCUUGCGAAUAGCAGCCGAGUAUUUUCUGAAAGUAGAUUUGGUUUCUGCGUCUUCGAGGAGAUGAUACGCUCUGUGUUCCUUACUCAAUAUUACAUUAGGAUACCACAUGUCGACCUUGUAUUUCUAUGGUUCCCUUCAAUCGCAAGUCUUUUAGUUAGUAUGGGAAAUAUACGUCAGUGUAAAUGUUUAA